GCAUCAGCAGAACACAGGCGACUGGAUGUGUGAUGGCAUUGAUUUAGGUGUCAAUGCGCCACCAUAUGGCUACAUGGAAACUGCAGUCUCUGCUUCGGUUUAAAAGCUCCUGCUACGCGCAGGGGGGCUCCAGUGUGGAUUGUGUCCGGACAGAGAAAAAAGUUCUCAGAGGAUAAUCUAGCGCAAAGGAGGAAAAAUCGUUGAGAACAUGGCGAACAAACCACAGCAGCCUCCUUAUCUUCACCUGGCAGAAUUGAGUGCCACCCAGUUCAUCGAAAUCUGGAACCAUUUCGAUACUGACGGCAAUGGUUACAUCGAGGGCAAGGAACUGGAGAACUUCUUCAGGGAGUUGGAAAUUGCACGGAGAGGGGCCGGAGUGGACCCAUCAAACUCCAAUUUCAGAGAGAAGAUGAAAGAGUUUAUGCAGAAGUUUGACAAGAAUGCAGAUGGGAGAAUUGAGAUGUCAGAGCUAGCUCAGAUUUUGCCCACAGAAGAGAACUUCUUGCUUUGCUUCAGAGAAUUUGUGGGAUCCAGUUCUGAAUUCAUGGCAGCAUGGAGACGAUAUGAUACAGAUCGCAGCGGAUACAUUGAAGCUAAUGAACUGAAGGGAUUCCUUUCAGAUCUGCUGAAGAAAGCCAACAGACACUACGAUGACCAAAAGCUUCAUGAGUACACACAGACAAUACUCAAGAUGUUUGAUCUAAACGGAGAUGGGAAGCUGGGCCUGUCAGAAAUGGCGAGGCUUCUUCCAGUUCAGGAAAAUUUCUUACUGAAGUUCCAGGGAAUCAAGCUGACCUCUGAGCAGUUCAAUGCUAUCUUCACAUUUUAUGACAAGGAUGGGAAUGGCUACAUUGAUGAGCAGGAACUUGAAGCUCUAUUGCGUGACCUCUAUGAAAAGAACAAAAAGGAGGUGGACACCAAAAACCUGACUGGCUAUAAGAAGAGCAUCAUGGCCCUGUCAGAUGGGGGCAAGUUGUAUCGCUCUGAGCUGGAGAUAGUGCUCUGCAGGGAGCCCAUACUGUGAAGCCUGGCGACCAUUGCUGUCUGUUUUUUGACCUUCAUAAAUCUGCCCAUCCCCAGAUCACAUCCAACUCCAGCUGCCUGACGACUGUAACCAGGUGCAUGUGCCAGGCACUCCCUUCAUGAAUUUUGAAUGAAUGUGCACUGAAAAGCACAACAAGCUCUCCCUCAUGACCCCUACACCCACUCGUCCCUGCAGACUGACCCGGCUCUGACAUUGCACUCUGCUCCCUAAACUCUAAAUUUAACAAAACAAUUACCAUAAUAAAGGUACUUCUUAUUUUGAUGGUGAUGUGAGAGUAAUGGAUAUAUGACGCAAUUUAUUUAUUAGGAAUGCUUGGUUUGACUUUUCUCCUCUCUUUUUUUCUCCCAAAUCAAUAUGUGGUGUUUCAUUACAUUAUUACCCUGUUAUAUUUUGAUUUUUAAGGUUGGGUUUCAUGGCUGAUUAUAUAAUAAUGAGGAUGUUAUUGAAAGCAUUAUUAAAGGUUAUCUUACGAUUAAGA
Molecule: messenger RNA, 1523 nt
Organism: Esox lucius (northern pike)
Lineage: Eukaryota; Metazoa; Chordata; Actinopteri; Esociformes; Esocidae
Gene: calb2a
Product: calbindin 2a
Exons: 11
Coding region: 209-1024 (271 amino acids)
Biological process (GO): regulation of long-term synaptic potentiation; regulation of presynaptic cytosolic calcium ion concentration
Cellular component (GO): dendrite; terminal bouton; cytosol
Molecular function (GO): calcium ion binding
Source: RefSeq, a predicted model, not a curated record